Molecule: messenger RNA, 699 nt
Organism: Podospora anserina S mat+
Lineage: Eukaryota; Fungi; Ascomycota; Sordariomycetes; Sordariales; Podosporaceae
Exons: 1
Coding region: 1-699 (232 amino acids)
Source: RefSeq, a predicted model, not a curated record
AUGAUGAUGCUCUGGGCCUGGGCCGGCGUCCCCCUGGGAGUCUACAACAUCGUCUCCUCCUUCAACCUUGCCCUGCAGGUCCAACCUCAGAUCCUCGCCUUCCUAAGCCUCGUCACCUGGGGGCAGUGUCUCUACUACCAGCAAUGCUGGACAGCGAUCGAGACCCUGUCCGUGGCGGUGCCGAUCGGGAUGGUGAUGGCGGGUGUGGAGGUCGGGCUGGUGUUCGCGCUGCGGAACAGAAACGGGCAAGACUGGGCGAUGACGCUCAUGGCGGCGUUGUCUGCCCUGUUGCUUGCGCUGGGCGUGCUGAGGCAUUACGUCGAUAUAUGGAAACAUCGGACCGUGAGGGGGAUUUCCUUCUUGUUUGUGGGGAUUGAUGCGCUCGGGGAUGUCUUCUCACUGGUGUCGGUCGUUUUCCAGAAAGAGCUGGACGUGUUGGGAAUGGUGAUUUACGGGACGGAAUUGGCUCUCUGGUUGGGAGUUUUUGCUGCUGGCGGGUGGUAUGACCUCCUGCCCAAGGUCCGGCAAAGGUGGGGGUCGGGGAGGGAGGGAAAGGGGGGAGAAACGAGGGGGGAGGAGUUGGGACGGGGCCAGGCCGAAAAUAACAACACGGCGAGAGCAACCGGGCUGGCUACUUUGCACGAUGGGGCGUCAUCAACAUCCGUUUUUCGGACGGCAUCAAGGUCAAUAGAGGGGUAG